CACUGUUUUCUCCAUUGAUGCUCUCACCACCAUUCUAGCUCCUCAGUCCACUUCCCCCUUCUUAAACCCGCCGUCUCAGAUGCGUCGCUAAACGUGUAUCAGAUCGACGUCGCUUGGCCAAAGACAAGACCUUCAUAUGUUGCCAUUCCCCCUUAUCACACCACUGUUGCUCCUCGCCCAGCGCAAUGGCAACCGACAAAUUUCCUUAUAGACCUGCUGCACUAUCUGCCAAUAUGGAAUGUGAACAUACCGCAGGCUCGGUCUUUUUUUCCUAUCUUUGCACUUUCAACUUUCCGCGUCCCUAUCGCAGAAUUCGAGUCGAGGACGCCGCUGGUCCGGUCCUUGCCAUUCCGUAUUGCACUGUUCACUCUCCAAUUCCCUAAGCACAUCGAUUUGAGCACCAAAACAUCCGCUGGCUCGGUUCAUAGUCGUCCUGACCGCAGGGUCAACUUCCCAGAAUACUACGCAGAAGCCUUCAACCCUCCAAGCUUCUUACCGAUAAGCACACAUACGUCCAGCGACGCUCGCACUCGGCUCUGCCAACGUUCUCAAACAUGUCGGAACGAACGAGGUCAACACCACUGAUGAGGAUGCUCCUCUCGGGCGAGGUCAGUGGGGAGGAGCCCAGAGAUUUGUCUCCUAAAGAGAAAUUUAAUAGAUGGAUGGUAAAUGAAGGAUCUCGACGCCUAUUCGUCGGCGUCUUCAUCCUCGUGCACUGCAUGUUGUACGGCUUUGGCUUUAUGAACUAUCAGCUGAAGGACAACCUAACCAAAGCCCGCGCCACCUAUGGCUACGGCUAUCCCAUUGCUCGAUCAGCAGCCCUUGUCCUGCACUUCGAUGUUGCCUGCAUUCUCCUACCGGUUUGCCGAACCCUCAUCUCCCUCGCUCGACAAACACCCCUAAACGGAAUCAUUCCUUUCGACAAAAACAUUACGUUUCACAAACUCGUGGGGUACUCAAUUGUUUUCUUCACAUGGGUUCACACCAUUGCUCAUUUACAUAACGUCGCACAACUCUCUGCGAAGGGCCACGGAGGUUUUAUCGGCUUCGUCAAGCUCAACUUUCUUACAGGCCCUGGCUGGACCGGCUAUAUUCUAACAAUCUCGGUCAUGGCUAUGUUUUUCACCGCGCUCGAAAAGCCUCGGCGGGCUAACUACGAGCGCUUCUGGAACACCCAUCAUUUAUUUGUCAUCUUCUUCAUCUUCUGGUCAAUCCACGGAGCUUUCUGCAUGAUCCCAGCGGAUAAUAAGCCAUUCUGUUUCGGCAAUGGCUCCUUCUACCUUUACUGGAUGGUGGGUGGCUUCACUUAUCUUGUGGAGCGUAUCCUACGUGAGAUCCGGGGUUACCAGAAGACUUAUAUAACUAAGGUGAUCGAGCAUCCCUCGAACGUGGUCGAGAUUCGGAUCAAGAAAGAGCAUACCAAAACACGGGCAGGCCAGUACAUCUUCUUAUGCUGUCCGGAGGUUUCCCUCUGGCAGUAUCAUCCAUUUACCCUGACGUCCGCGCCUGAAGAAGACUAUCUCUCUGUCCAUAUCCGCAUGGUUGGAGACUUCACCAAAGCCCUCGGAAGAGUUCUCGGAUGCCAAGGUCUCAAAAGCAACGAGGAAAAGUCGGCCAAAUACUCUGAAGCCGUGUCGACGAUCGACGAGAAUGGUAUGAAGCUCACCAAACUUCUUCCACGGCUAUACAUUGAUGGGCCCUUUGGUUCAGCCUCGGAAGAUGUCUUCAAGUUCGAGACUGUUCUCCUGAUUGGCGCGGGUAUCGGGGUGACACCCUUCGCCUCGAUUCUGAAGUCAAUUUGGUAUCGCAUGAGAGACUCCUCGUCCUCAACCCCAAGGACGCGACUGCGAAAGGUGUAUUUUUUCUGGGUAUGCCGAGACUUUGGCUCACUGGAGUGGUUUAAGUCCCUACUCACUGCCAUCGAGAGCGAGGAUAAGAGCCACGCCAUCGAAAUCCAUGCGUACUUGACGGCCAAGAUCACAGCCGCUCAGGCAUCCAACAUUGUCCUGAAUUCCGGGGAUACCGACGCCAUCACAGGUCUCCGUACAGCUACGAACUACGGGCGUCCAAACUGGGACAUGGUGUUUCGCGCCAUCCGCAAGAUCCACUGGCCGGGCGAGUGUGGUGUGUUCUUUUGUGGACCCAAGGGGUUGGGAGCCGAGCUGCACGUCAAAUGUAACAUGUACACCGAUCCCGGGGAUAAAGGCUACAGUUUUGUCUGGGGCAAGGAGAAUUUCUAGAUGUUAGAGUGAGGGUGUGCCUCUGGCCACGUCGCUGCCCUUGCCAGCCAACCACUCCCUGUUGAUAUGUAUUUCUAUCAAGAUGCAUUUUUCAGCGGA
Cladophialophora immunda is the source of this 2339-nucleotide messenger RNA. RefSeq lists its product as uncharacterized. The coding region runs from base 555 to 2240 and encodes 561 amino acids. NCBI's taxonomy places the organism in Eukaryota, Fungi, Ascomycota, Eurotiomycetes, Chaetothyriales, Herpotrichiellaceae. Gene Ontology annotation, biological process: defense response; superoxide anion generation. The transcript has 2 exons. The record is from RefSeq and is a predicted model, not a curated record. Gene Ontology annotation, cellular component: NADPH oxidase complex; plasma membrane. Gene Ontology annotation, molecular function: superoxide-generating NAD(P)H oxidase activity.